AUGCCAACGCAUCCUGAGACGGACCCCGCGCCUCAAGGGAGAAACCUUCUACGUUCUGAAAGACCUCCCCCCGGAGGACCGAGUCCGAAUGAGGCAAGCUGUCUGCGAGCUGCGAACUCGACGCGCAAAUGGAGAAACAGAUCUACACAUAGUGGAUUUUCGCGUAGUCAAGAAAAUUCAGAGAGCUCGAUGGAGGCCAAUCCUCCUUCUUCCAGGACCUCAAACAUAAAGAAUGGACUACGGGUAAUACUCGCAAAUGUGCGCAGUCUCAGAAACAAGCUAGAUGAGAUUCCACUCCUUAUCACUGAACAGCAACCGGACCUAAUGGCGUUCACCGAAACCUGGCUUUCAUCUGACAUAUCUGACUCGGAGGUUCAUGUUUCAGGAUAUCAGCUACUUCGAUGCGAUCGCUUUGGUGGGAGGUCUGGAGGCGGAGUAAUCCUCUACACAAAGAACUACCUCAAGGCCCACAUCGUCGAACCCGACUGUGACAAGGAUGAUAUGUCGGAAAUGCUCUGGUGCCGAAUUCAUGACGGAUACCAGUCGCUGAUGGUCGGGGUGGUCUACAGAGCCCCUGCAGCACUUGGCUCACACUUACUACGUUCCGUGCGAACCAACAGCAGAGGAACAAAUUGUCUCCUUAUGGGGGACUUCAACGCCCCCAACGUGAUCUGGGACCUACUUCACAGUGAUCUCUCACCUGACUCCUUUGAAGUUGCUCUCCUUGAUACCGUUCAUGAGUGCAACCUGACACAGCAUGUCCUGACACCAACGCGAAUGAUCCCUGGUCAGACACCAAACAUUCUCGACCUGGUUCUCACCUCGACACCAUCUGAUGUCUCAGAUCUAACGAUCCUCCAACCUCUUGGUACGAGUGAUCAGUGUACAGUCUCCUUUUCGUGGACACGACGCCUCACAAUCCACGAUCAGGGGACACUGCGUCGAAAUUUCUGGCGUACUGACCGGCCCAGAUUAAGAACGACUGCAAGUAACAUGGACUGGAGUAUCCCGCAAUCCUUAGAGCUUGAUGACGCAUGGGAACGCCUACGAUCUAUGAUGAUGCGGCUCGUUGAACAGUUUGUUCCAAACUGCAAGAGCAGACCACCAUCCAAAGGACCCCCAUGGAUUGAUAAAGAAGUAAGAUCCCUAAUGAAAAAACGUCGAAAACUAUGGGAUCAUUUCAAAAGCACAGGACAGACAUCAAGCUACUUAGAGUACAAAACUGUCAGAAACCUAUGCACCCUGAGAAAACGAGACAAAAGACUACAAUAUGAACAUAGACUGGCCAUGGACUCCCAAAACUGUCCCAAGAAACUUUUUGCCUACUUGAAGCGAAAUGCCAAAACUGGUAGUGGAAUCCCCGCUCUAUCCUCUUUUAAGGAAGGUACCGUCCUCUACGGUGAUGAUGAAAAAGCAAAUCUAUUGGCUGCGCAAUAUUCCUCGGUCUACUCAGUGGAGUCACCAUUGCUCAACAACUGUUUGCCUGCACACCACUCCUCUAUGGACGAAGUUGAAAUUAACCCCGAAGUAGUCACUAAGCUACUUCUCGAACUGGACCCGAACUCCUCCCCAGGCCCGGACGGAUUGCAUCCCAGUUUCCUCAAAACGAUAGCUGAGUACGUCGCCGUCCCUCUCUGCCAAGUGUUUCGGCAAUCCCUCGAAGUCGGCUGCCUACCCACAGGCUGGAAAGCAGGCACCGUCCUGCCCAAAUACAAGGGGGGAAACAAACAAGACCCGGCCAACUACCGGCCAAUAUGUCUGACGUCAGUCGUAUGCAAAAAUAUGGAACGGAUAGUCAAGUGCGCUCUCCAGCUACACUGUGAGCAUCUAAACCUCAUCACACCUGCUCAACAUGGAUUCCGGAGAGCACGCUCAUGCAUCACUAACUUACUCAUCGCCAGGGAAACAUGGGCAGAAGCCAUAGAUACACGAAAACGGGUCGACGUAAUAUUCAUUGACUUUAGCAAAGCCUUUGAUAAGGUUCCACACGUACGACUGCUACAUAAACUCCAGGGAAUUGGCAUUACAGGAAAUCUUCUCUCCUGGAUUGCCGAUUUCUUAAGGGGUAGGACAAUGCGCGUACAAGUGAACCAAACCCUCUCUGCUCCAGUGCCCAUGACUAGUGGCAUUCCCCAAGGAUCAGUGCUUGGACCAGAGCUCUUCAAACUAUACAUUAACGAUCUACCGACUGCGCUACAAACCGACUGCUUGAUCUACGCCGAUGACCUCAAACUUUGGUCAACAGUAUCCAGCAUUGAGGAUGUGGAUAGAUUACAAGGGGCUCUAGACCAGCUACACGAAUGGUCCAUCAAGUGGGAACUGCCAGUAAACCGAGAUAAAUGCGCUGUUCUCCCAAUGGGUGGCACCGAACCUUACGGUGCAUACCACAUUGGUGGGUUUCUCCUUAGGAAUACCACCCACGAGAGAGAUCUCGGGGUUAUCGUGACUUCUGACCUUAGAACGACGCAGGACACGUUAAAGAAGGUGGCCACUGGAAGGAGACUGGUAGGUGCCUUAAGAAGAUCAUUCGCUCGAAUGACUCCCGAGAUUUUUCGACCGUUGUUCACUUCGUACGUCCGUCCAGUCUUAGAAUAUGGCCUACCAGCUAGCUAUCCGCUUUCAAAGUUUGAAAGCGCUGUGCUGGAAAAGGUUCAGAGACGUGCAUCAAAAGCUGUUCUGGGGCUACGUGAUCUCCCGUACCCCAUUCGACUCCAGAAGCUAAAUCUGUUCUCCCUCGAGCUCCGCCGUCGCCGGGGUGACCUCAUCUACACUAGACGCAUCCUCCGAGGGGAACUUGGAAGUGAGUUACAACAAUUCUUCCGGCCCAACACUGACUGUUCCACCCGAGGGCACACAUGGAAUCUCUUUAAGCAAAGAAGACACAAAAUUCGCAAGGACGUCACCCUAUCCACUAGAGUGGUGAAUGACUGGAACAGCUUACCGGAAGCAAUUGCAGACGCUCCAUCCGAGGAAAGUUUCAAGCGGCUGCUAGACAUACAUUCGCUGAAAAUGCUGGAAUCUUGCGGCUGUCACAGCAAUUACGACGAACCCUCGAGGAACGUCGUAACACAACGACACGCAUCAAACCCA
Molecule: messenger RNA, 3090 nt
Organism: Dicrocoelium dendriticum
Lineage: Eukaryota; Metazoa; Platyhelminthes; Trematoda; Plagiorchiida; Dicrocoeliidae
Source: the annotation of a GenBank genome assembly